Capsicum annuum is the source of this 1476-nucleotide messenger RNA. Its product is annotated as 1-aminocyclopropane-1-carboxylate oxidase homolog. The coding region runs from base 310 to 1404 and encodes 364 amino acids. Lineage: Eukaryota; Viridiplantae; Streptophyta; Magnoliopsida; Solanales; Solanaceae. The transcript has 3 exons. The record is from RefSeq and is a predicted model, not a curated record.
CCAAAAAUAUCAAAAUUAUCAUCUCUUUAUCUUUCUCUAACAAAAUUUCUGUUUCAUAUCUUUUCAUUACCAUUUUGGGACAGCAAUAGUUGUAUUAGCUCUCCCAAACUACUCAAAACUCGAACUCAAGACCUUCGUUUAAAAGUCAGAGAAAUUUCAAUCAUCACACCACACCUCUCUCUUUUAAGUGAAAGUAUUUGUCUAGGUUCUUAGCUAAAGACUCGAACCCGAAAUCUCUGCUUAAAAGUAAAGAGAUUUCCAAUCAUCUCAUCGCGUACGCCGGUUGUGGUACUUGCUCCAAUAAACCUGAUGGCAGCCUCUAACACACAACAAAACUAUGACAAAUAUAGUGAACUAAAAGCCUUUGAUGACACUAAGGCAGGGGUCAAAGGACUUAUUGAUGCUGGAAUUACUAAAGUACCUAAAAUAUUCAUCCAUCCAGAAGCCUUAGAAAAUAACCCCUCAAAUCCCAAAACAACACAUUCCAAUUUCCCUUUAAUAGACCUCCAAAACAUCAUCAACAACAAGAAGGAAAUAGUUAAACAAGUUCAAGAAGCAUCAGAGACAUGGGGUUUUUUCCAAGUGAUCAAUCAUGGUAUUCCAGUGUCAAUCCUAGAUGGAAUGUUGCACGGGGCACGACGUUUUCACGAGCAAGAUGUAGACAUAAAAAAGCCAUACUAUAGUAGAGAUGUUGCAAGGAAGGUUAUGUAUAACUGCAAUUUUGAUUUGUUUAGUGAUAAAGCACUUGCUGCAAAUUGGAGGGAUUCACUUUACUCUGUCAUGGCUCCUAGUCCUGCUAAGCCUGAGGAAUUGCCUGAGACAUGCAGGGAAAUUACAAUUGAGUACUCAAAUCAAAUGAUGAAAUUGGGAUACACAUUGCUUGAAUUAUUAUCAGAGGGACUUAGUCUCAAACCAAACCAUCUCAAAGAAAUGGGAUGUGCUGAGGGGCUAGGCAUUUUGUGCAAUUACUACCCUUCAUGCCCACAACCAGAACUUGCAAUAGGCACAAGUAGACAUGCUGAUAAUGAUUUUUUCACAGUUCUUUUGCAAGAUGAUAUUUGUGGACUUCAAGUUCUUCACAAGGAUCAAUGGGUUGAUGUUCCUCCUAUUCAUGGAACUUUAGUAAUUAAUAUUGGAGACAUUCUUCAGCUUAUAUCGAAUGACAAGUACAAGAGCAUAAAGCACAGAGUAUUGGCAAAUAAAAUUGGUCCAAGAAUAUCAGUAGCAAGUUUCUUCAGCACAGGGCCAUUGGCAUCUUCAAGAAUUUAUGGACCAAUUGAAGAAUUAUUGUCAGAAGACAAUCCGCCAAAGUAUAGAGCAACAACAAUGAAGGACUUCUUUGAAUAUUCUAGCAAGAAAGGACUUGAUGGCAAUUCUAAUUUGUCUCACUACAAAAUAAUGUGACCUAAGAUUGGGAGUUGAAGUAAACUUUUUUGCUUGAACACUCCCACCCCACCCCCCAACCCCACACACACC